CUUUUGAUCGAAUCCGUGACGAAAGUGCAAAACAGAAACCAAACAAAAAUAAAGUCUUUUAAAGGUCGAUAAAAUAAAAGUUUCGUAAUUUCUUCAGUAGUAUUUAAAAUAAUGUCUUAUAAAAUGUUAUCUCGAUCAAUUUCGCGCAUUUUGCUUCGGCAAAUAGCUGAUCACUCCUCAGAAAUCAGAUUAGGGUUGUGUCGGCCUCUUUCUAUCAGUUCAUAUAAUAUGGCUUCUGGGAAAACAAGAAAAGAAUUUGAUACUUUUGGUGAAUUAAAUGUUCCUGCUGAAAAAUAUUAUGGAGCUCAAACAAUGAGAUCUAUGAUGAAUUUUAACAUCGGAGGUGAAUCUGAACGAAUGCCUCCACCGAUUAUAAAAGCAUUUGGCAUUCUAAAGAAAGCUGCUGCAGACGUUAACAAGGAAUUUGGGUUGGAUUCUAGAAUUGCCGAUGCAAUAUGCCAAGCUGCUGAUGAAGUCAUUGAUGGUAAACUGGUAGAUCAUUUUCCUUUAGUUAUUUGGCAAACUGGUUCUGGAACUCAAACUAAUAUGAAUGUUAAUGAAGUGAUUGCAAAUAGAGCUAUAGAAAUUCUUGGAGGUCAGUUAGGUAGCAAAGAUCCGGUUCAUCCUAAUGAUCAUGUAAAUAAAAGUCAAAGUUCCAAUGACACUUAUCCAACCGCAAUGCAUAUAGCGGUAGCGAUGGAAGUAGAACUUGCAUUGUUGCCUUCUCUAAGGCAACUUCUAGAUGCUUUGAAAGCUAAAGAACAUGAGUUUGCAGACAUCGUGAAAAUUGGACGAACUCACACUCAAGAUGCUGUUCCUUUGUCCCUUGGUCAAGAAUUUAGUGCUUAUACAACUCAAAUAGAAUACGGUAUUCAGCGGAUAAAGGCUUCUCUUCCCAGGGUGUAUUACCUCGCUAUUGGAGGUACAGCUGUUGGAACCGGUUUGAACACCAGAAUUGGAUUUGCUGAAAAGGUUUCUGCUAAAGUUGCUGAGAUAACAGGAUUACCAUUUGUAUCUGCUCCAAAUAAAUUUGAAGCCCUUGCUGCUCAUGAUGCUAUGGUUGAAAUGUCUGGUGCACUCAAUGUUGUAGCUUGUAGUUUAAUGAAAAUUGCCAAUGAUAUCAGAUUCCUUGGUUCAGGACCUAGAUGCGGUUUAGGAGAACUAAUCCUUCCAGAAAAUGAGCCGGGUAGCAGCAUAAUGCCAGGCAAAGUCAACCCAACCCAGUGUGAAGCCAUUACAAUGGUUGCAGCACAAGUUAUGGGAAAUCAUGUUGCAACUACAGUUGGGGGCAGUAAUGGUCAUUUUGAAUUGAAUGUGUUUAAACCUAUGAUGGUUGCAAAUGUGUUGCGUUCUGUGCGGCUAAUUGCUGACAGCUCUGUCUCUUUUACUAAUAAUUGUGUUAAAGGAAUUAUUCCAAAUAAAGAUCGCAUCAGCCAACUGCUGAAUGAAUCUUUGAUGUUAGUGACUGCAUUGAAUCCACACAUAGGUUACGAUAAAGCUGCCAAAAUAGCAAAAACUGCUCACAAGGAAGGGGCAACGUUAAAGGAAACAGCAAUCAAAUUAGGAUAUUUAACAUCAGAACAAUUCGAUAAAUGGGUUCAACCAGGUGAUAUGUUAGGACCAAAGUAAACUCGUUUCCAAAGAAGUUAUUUGCACAAUACCUACUUUAUUGUUUUGUAAUAAAUAGUUUCAAGAAA
Molecule: messenger RNA, 1697 nt
Organism: Parasteatoda tepidariorum (common house spider)
Lineage: Eukaryota; Metazoa; Arthropoda; Arachnida; Araneae; Theridiidae
Product: fumarate hydratase, mitochondrial
Biological process (GO): tricarboxylic acid cycle; malate metabolic process; fumarate metabolic process
Cellular component (GO): mitochondrion
Molecular function (GO): fumarate hydratase activity
Source: RefSeq, a predicted model, not a curated record